This is a messenger RNA of Rhizophagus irregularis DAOM 181602=DAOM 197198, 960 nucleotides long. The record is from RefSeq and is a predicted model, not a curated record. NCBI's taxonomy places the organism in Eukaryota, Fungi, Glomeromycota, Glomeromycetes, Glomerales, Glomeraceae.
AAAUUAUCAAUUCUAUUAUCUCAUCUGAUAUUCGAAAGAAAAUUGAAGAAUCAAUUUUAUUACAUUCUAAUCUUUAUGAACUUAUUAUUCCUCAAUUUAAAUGUCAUGGUCUCGGUUAUUAUUAUAAACCUGAUUCCGUUCAAGAGAUUUUUAUUAAGAAUUUAGAACCUUGUUAUUAUGAAACUUGUCCAAUGUAUUCGAAACAUUUGGAUUCUUCUUCUUGCAUGAUUAAUUAUUUGGAAAGAUGGAAUAUUAUAACUGAUGAUGAAAAACAAAUUUUUGAGAAAAUCUCUUUAUGUUCUGAAAAAGUUUUUGAAUUAAUGUAUCCAAAUUAUAAAGAAAUAAAUGAUGUCAUGAACAAAAAUAAUUUAGAUUUUGAUAUUUCAAUAGAAUUUAAUCAAAGAAAUUUAAAAUUAUUUAAUAAUGAUGAAAAAGAUAAAAGUCUUUUUGUUGAUAGAAGAGAAAUGAAUUUAAGAUCUAUUCAAAGAUGUUCGAAAUUAUUAGAUAAUCUAUCUGAUGGUUCUAGUAAUAAAGAAAAAAAUGAAAUUCAAAAUAAUAAUCUUGAACGACAAAUACAACUACAACUUUUAUUGCUUCAGCCAAAUUCACGUAAGUUGGUGUAACAAACUUGUAUAUUUAUUUUUUAAUUUUAAUUUUUUUUUUUUAUUUAUUUUAGAAUCAUGGAAAAAGGUCGGAAAACGUUUCGUUGUUACACUCAUUAUAUCAUUAAUCUUGGUCAUCGCAACUUCUUUGGGGUGUUACUUCUUGAAUAUUUGAAAAAUAUAUAUUUGAUAUAUAGAAUUUUAGAGUUAUUAAAUACAAAAUUCUUUUUUACAAUUUUAGAAGAUUCUUAGAAUAAUAUUAUUAUUUAUAUUAUUUAUAUUAUUUAUAUUUAUAUUUUAGAUUUUUUAGAUAGAAAAAAAAAAUUAAUGUAUUUCAUUAAAUAAAAUCAGUAAAUUA